AUGCGGAGAAUCGGCAUCGCAUCGAUUUUCCGAUGCGAUGUCCGAUACCUGGCUUGCGAUGCCGAUGUUAUCGGCAGACCAGCCCAGCCUUUCAAAUCCGGUACCUACGGCUUGAAGGACUCGCACCUCAACUCAUCGGAUGAGAGCAGUGACGAGGAUCGAUCGAUCAAGACUCGUGAUGAUACCGUCAACUGCGCUGGUUUGUCGGCCAUCUCCAAGGAUCGACCACCUGAAGGGCUCUCUGACCCUCCAGUGUUCAAUACGUCCAUCUCACCCACUCGUCCUAACGUCAACUCAAACGCUUCUGUCAAGGAUGUUUCGGUCGUGACGACUAUCACCAGUCAGACUCAAUUCACUGAGUCAUUGAACCGAUUACCUGAGAGCCUCGCCAAGACCAUCCAGUCUCCGAAAAUGAAGCGCGUACAUAAAUCUAGUGGCAAGCAAGGAACGCCAAGGAAUCGCGCUGCUUUGGGUGGGAACUCGACUUCAAGGGACCCACAAGCACCUCCUGUAGCAGUAGCUGAUGUUUCUGCCUGA
Puccinia graminis f. sp. tritici CRL 75-36-700-3 is the source of this 537-nucleotide messenger RNA. RefSeq lists its product as uncharacterized. The record is from RefSeq and is a predicted model, not a curated record. NCBI's taxonomy places the organism in Eukaryota, Fungi, Basidiomycota, Pucciniomycetes, Pucciniales, Pucciniaceae. The transcript has 5 exons. Bases 1 to 537 code for a protein of 178 amino acids.